AUGGCGACGUCUUUUGUUUUUCCUCAGCAUAGUACUACCACUACCGCCACCCGCAAACCACGGCCUCCACCGCUUGUUUUUCCAGCAAAACUCGCCAGCCCAACGAUAGAUUCGCGCGCCGUCUCGCCUGACUUUGAUUCUCGCUCUAUCUCGUCCAUCUCAAGCUCGCCAGUCUCGUCUGCUUCCAGCGAGGGAAGCCCAACUAGUGUGGUCGGAUUUGCCUCCCAUCGCCUUUCGCAUCAUUCUAGAACGCCGUCUACUCUGGUCGGAUUCGGUCGCAAGCAGCACUUUCACAGACAUUCCAUCGCCGCCCAGUCGCCUCCUUCCGUCGAUUUCAGCCGCAAGCAUGAUAACCGACGAUCUGUUUCGGCACCCAUCUCGCGCCACAGCCGUUCACUCUCGCUUGCGGCAGACUACGAAACAGCGUCUAGCAACAUCCUCGGCUCAUCAGUCCCCAAGUCUGGCAUUCGACGUGGAACAAAGCCCUUGCUCCUUCCUCAGCAAGUCAAGGCCAAGAACCGCCAGUCAUUCACAUCUCGCGCGAAACGUACGCUGAUUCUCCGCAUUGUUGCUCUUGCUACGGCUGCUCCGAUUGAAUUCGUUUUGAAUCGCCUGGCUAUCCGGACUACCCCGCGGCGAGUUCUCACUGAUGAUGAAGACGAGGAGAAGGCAUUGUUGGAGCCAGACUCUCAGGCUGACACGAAUUCGGAUGAACGCGAGUCUCAUGAAUAUCAAUUGAAGAGGGUUUGGUUCCUUUACCGUUUCCUGCGUGCGUUGGCGAAGGUUUGA
This is a messenger RNA of Mycena indigotica, 789 nucleotides long. RefSeq lists its product as uncharacterized. The transcript has 2 exons. NCBI's taxonomy places the organism in Eukaryota, Fungi, Basidiomycota, Agaricomycetes, Agaricales, Mycenaceae. Bases 1 to 789 code for a protein of 262 amino acids. The record is from RefSeq and is a predicted model, not a curated record.